AUGAUUGAACUGCCCAAAAAUCAGGAGUACCAAGGAUCAAGAUCGAGACAAUGUAGCACUACCCUCUACUUCAUUUUCUCAACUUUGACAUUUUCUCAUGGUCCUAUUAUUAAAAGCCCCUUGUCAAAAAUUGUUGUGGUGGUAUGGUGCUUUGUGGUGCUGAUUCUUGUACAAAGCUACACAGCAAGCCUGUCGUCCAUACUGACCGCAAAGAGGCUCCGUCCUUUGAUGACAGAUCUAGACCAGCUCAGGAGCAGUGGUGACUUUGUAGGAUACCAAGAUGAUUCAUUUGUGCGGCCCUUCUUGGUCAAUCAUAAUUUCAGUGAAAGCAGGUUAAGGAACUACACAACGAAAGAAGAAUAUGCUGCUGCUUUGAGGAUGGGGUCCAAGAAUGGAGGGGUGUCAGCUAUCAUAGAUGAGAUCCCUUAUUUAACUUCUUUCCUCUCUGACCGUCGGUACAAAAAUGAUUUUAGGAUGCUUGGAUCCAUAUACAAGACUCCGGGAUUUGGCUUUGCAUUCCGUCUAGGUUCUCCGCUAGUGCACAAUCUUUCGACUGCUAUCCUACACCUAGCAGGAUGGGAUGAGGGCUCACGAAUCGAAAGAAAAUGGUUCGGCUCAGCUUCACCUCCAAUGGGUCCUAGCAUGGUCCCUGACAUGGGCUCCACGCCUCUGACUUUCCAAAGCUUCUCCGGUCUCUUUGUCAUCACAGUAUCCAUUUCAACUCUAAUGUUGCUGAUAAGCAUUAUGAGGUCAAUUCAUGCCAAAUGCACUGGGUUGACAAAGGCCGAAGAUGAGUCUCGUCCGUUGCAGAAUACCAUGGGUGGCGACCCCAGCCCUGUUCCACAACCCUUCCCUGUAGAUGGCAGUGAUAAUUCCGGGGGUGUCGAAGGAAGUAGCGAAAAUGUUGGGGGCAUAGAGCCUGACUCGGUGCAGCAGAAUGGCAUCCAGGAUGCAUCUGUGCAUGCAGGACACAUUUAG
Triticum turgidum subsp. durum (durum wheat) is the source of this 978-nucleotide messenger RNA. The record is from the annotation of a GenBank genome assembly. Lineage: Eukaryota; Viridiplantae; Streptophyta; Magnoliopsida; Poales; Poaceae.